This is a messenger RNA of Patiria miniata (bat star), 1083 nucleotides long. RefSeq names its product proteasome assembly chaperone 2-like (gene psmg2). The transcript has 7 exons. Gene Ontology annotation, biological process: proteasome assembly. Lineage: Eukaryota; Metazoa; Echinodermata; Asteroidea; Valvatida; Asterinidae. The record is from RefSeq and is a predicted model, not a curated record. The coding region runs from base 51 to 872 and encodes 273 amino acids. Gene Ontology annotation, cellular component: cytosol; nucleus.
AACGUGACUUUGCCUUUAUAAUUUUGUUCUGCGGGGAAAAAAAUAUCAAGAUGUUCAUCAGUGCCGCAUCCUCCUCAAAUGAUUGGAGUGGAUUCACUCUGAUUUUGCCAGCUGUAUCCGUUGGCAACGUUGCCCAGCUGGCCUCGGAUCUUCUCAUCUCGACGCUGGAACUCACCAAGGCAGGUUACUUGCACGAUGCCAGUAUCCUGCCGUUGUGUGGCAAUGAUCCGUUUGGGAGGUCGGGUGUGACUGAAGGACGUUUGGUCACCAGCGCCGAAGUUUACGAAUCAAAGCAGAGGAAACUUGUGGUGGUUCAGCAACGGACACCGUUGGUCAAGGGGAAACAAGCCGACUUCAGAAGAAAGCUCCUGGCUUGGAUAAAAGACGCCAAAUUCUCCCGCGUUAUUCUACUGACAAGCAGCCAAUCACACGAGAGAACAGAUGCGCAGUUGACGGGGAGUCAGUUUAGGUAUCUGACCACCCCCAAGCUCGACGACCAACUUGGUACAGUCCUUUCAGAACAGCUCCACUGGAAGAGGUUAGAAAAGAGAGAGAACCAGUGGGCUCCACCACUGGCCAAUGAAGAGGGGAGGCCAGAGUGCGCGAGGGGCAUUUACAUCCCAGGAGGGGGAAUCGCAAAGAAAUUCUUCGAUGAUUGUUGCACACAAGACAUUCCACUUGCCAUACUUCUGUUGUUCUGCUCGGAAGGUGACAAUAUUCCAGACGCCCUUUCGAUGGUCACUCAUCUGAACCACUGGCAGCAAUUGAUCCAGGAACCAGAAAGCACUCAGUCAGAAGGUCGUAGUCCGUGGAGAAUUCCCAGCUCAUGGAGUAUGUUAUAUGGACCCCAGUUUGAUCCGUCAAUCUACUAGAACAAAUGAUACUCACGAGUCAUCAUUGGACUUGCUGUAGACUUUGAAACGCAAGAAGAGAAACAGCCACCAGUUGGUUCAGUACACCGACAUCGGUUCGUUUGUGGCAUGACAAGAAUGAAACAUUUAGGACUAGUUAAUUCAGGCGAUUCACAAUGCAGUGCGCCACCAAGAGUUUGCCAUGGAGAGUCCAUUUUUCAGGUUUACAGUC